Molecule: messenger RNA, 314 nt
Organism: Dentiscutata heterogama
Lineage: Eukaryota; Fungi; Glomeromycota; Glomeromycetes; Diversisporales; Gigasporaceae
Source: the annotation of a GenBank genome assembly
GUAAAACGUUGGCAACAGCAAUUGUGAUGAUUACAAGAAUUAAAAAUACUAUACAAUCACCAUCCAACGAUAAAAGCUCCAUGAAUUUUCUGUACGCAAGUGGAUUAGCAGCUGUUUCUGAGAAUAAAUGUGUUUUCUUUAUAUCAUCUAAUCUUCCAAUUUUAUCGUUGGAAGAACAUUGUGAUUGUGUUUUCUUGAUUGAUGAAGAUAAGAAAGAUGUUAUUACUUUUGAUAAAUCCGUUUCAAAAUAUAUAAAAUUAGAAUUAAUUAAUAUAAUCACUAUAAAUCAAUUACAUGCUGAUAAAAAAGUUGUU